This is a messenger RNA of Fusarium sp. VM40, 1239 nucleotides long. The record is from the annotation of a GenBank genome assembly. NCBI's taxonomy places the organism in Eukaryota, Fungi, Ascomycota, Sordariomycetes, Hypocreales, Nectriaceae.
AUGGCUACUAACAAGCAUAUCAACUUGUCUGAGGAGAAUGGAAAUGUUUUGGUUGCAACGGCGAUCACUCUUUUGAUCCUGAGCUGGAUCUCUGUUGGGCUGCGUACUUAUACAAGAACAUGCCUGAUGCAAGGCCAACAGCUCGACGACUGGCUUAUGCUCAUUGCCCAGAUCAUCUUCACGAUAUCAUGCUCCUUUAUCCUGGAAGGUAUCCAGAAAGGAGUGGGAAGACACAAUGAGGCGAUCGAGACUGAGGAUGCGGAAGUCCAGGCCCUUAUGUGGCAGGCUUUGGCGACCGCAACUUACAUCCUGGACAUGAUGUUUAUCAAGCUCAGUAUUGGUGUCUUCUUGCUUCGACUAUGUGUCAAAAAGGUUUACAACUGGAUCAUUUGGGUCAGCUUGACCAUUAUCAGCAUCUGGAGUAUCGUUCUCUUCUUUUGGAACCUAUUCCAAUGCCACCCAGUCGAGAUGCAGUGGGACUUUCGAAUAAAAGAAGGCAAAUGUGUUAGCGCAGACCAGAUCGUCUCAGCUGCCUAUGCUAUAAGUGUCAUGACGGUUGUGUCUGAUUGGCUUUAUGCUCUUCUUCCGAUUCCAAUGCUGUGGUCAGUCAAAAUGACAAAACAAGCCAAGGCAACUGUUAUUGUUAUUCUGGGAUUGGGAAUAUUUGCUAGCGUUGCGACUCUUGUUCGCCUACGAUUUCUUGCCGACCUUACCGACACCGAUGAUAUCCUUUUUGCCGGCACUGAUGCCAUGGCUUGGACGCUGAUAGAACCAGGCGUCGCUAUUGUUGCAUCAAGUCUAGCAACCAUCCGACCACUCCUACGCGCUAUGAAGAUUAGGGGCUUCGAAUCGACCGAUAACACUUAUAGCACAGGUCACUCUGCUGGCAUGCCUUCGAACGCAAAUCGCGCAAAGUCUGCAGUAUUGGCUAUGCCAGGCUUUGGCCCAGAUGACGUUUCGCUUAACAACAUUACACAUCAAAACAAAACAAACGGACGAUCUCAUACGGACGAUGUUCAUAUUCUUCCACCUCGAAAUCAUACCGAAGGCCCUUUUUCACCUGGUCAAGUGAGCAUCGUUAAGAGCGAGAUCCUGGUGAUUCAAGGCAACAGUUCACCGCCGUCGUCCUGGCGGAGCCAAACAAAUGACUCUCCUUCCAGUUCUUUUGAACAGCUUCACAACCUUGAAGCACAAAGCCAGGAUAUCGAACGGAGCCGCAACAAUAUGAUUGGGAGAUAA